Messenger RNA from Equus caballus (horse), 15320 nucleotides. It is a transcript of the gene SPRY1, whose product is annotated as sprouty RTK signaling antagonist 1. Gene Ontology annotation, biological process: negative regulation of MAP kinase activity; negative regulation of fibroblast growth factor receptor signaling pathway; animal organ development. Lineage: Eukaryota; Metazoa; Chordata; Mammalia; Perissodactyla; Equidae. Gene Ontology annotation, cellular component: cytosol; membrane. The record is from RefSeq and is a predicted model, not a curated record.
UUUCUGGGGGAAGAGAGUUUGUCGAGAGCGGGUGAGCGUGUCUGGGGAGAGCUCGAGGACUGUCACUGCGUGAAAAGGGGCUUUGCUUCGGAUCAGAGGUGGCUCAUUUUCUUUGCUUUUUCUUUUGAUCUGGUCAUCGAGUUUACCAGCCAGCAUGCACUUUGUUACAGCUCUCACUUCCAACUCCGAUUAAAGUUGUGCCUGCUGUUUUUGCUACACCCUGCGAAUCCUUCUCCACGGUUUUUUCUUUCGGGUGGAAUCUUUAGGACUUACAGAUCCUCUUUGCGGGGGGUGGCGCGGGGGUGAUACUGUGCAGAGUAACGAUGGAAUAUUUUUAACAGUCCUUAGGACUCCAGGGCUAAACCCAGCAGGUUAUGAAUGUGUUUCCCCUCAUCCUGUGCAGAGAAGGUAGAAUACAGUAGAAAUUUGGGAGAUCUGAGUUGGGAGAAUGAGGGAGGGGAACUCCAAGAAGUUGACAUAUAAGACACUAGGGACUUUCAGUGUAGUUAAUAGAGGAAACGGUCUUCUUUCUGCUUUAUUCCUUAAGCUGGAGUUUUUUAGCUCAAGGUGGUAGUGGAGGAUUGGCGUUUUUUUCUUUUCAUUCUUGAACUGGAUCUAAUCUUUGGAAGGAAUUUGUGUGAAAAAUAUUCCAGUUUACCAUUGACUGAAAACGGGAACUUGUUUGGUAUUUUGUUUUACGAAGAAUACAUUAUGUUAGAAAUAAUUUACUGUUGGUAUGGAAAGACAAAUGCUUCUUUUUAUCAGGAUAUUACUGUACUUAUUUUAUUACAAGAAGCACAUUGAUUCAGAGUUGGCAGUACUUUUGAAAAUCAAGAUGUGUCAUGUAAAUGCAGAUUUUUAAAUUCGAGGAAAUAGAGAUAAUUGAAAUGGCCAGAAUUUCCCCCCACUGAUUUAAAGGCCAACACUUAUUUGUCCGUGAAUGUCAUCUCGUUAUGUGAUUGAACCCUUAUUUAAACUUUAAAAAACCCUUUCAUGAUUUCCAAUGUGAAUACUCUCACAUUCACAGAACUGUGCAUUGAGUUUUGUGCUUGUGCUUUACUGGCUAUUAGAUACCAGGAACAGUUGUAUUUGUCUGUAUUCAUUUCUGCAUCUUGUAGAUUGAUAAUGGGCUAUCUUUAAAAUCCUAGUUUCUACUGAAAAUGACCGGUUUUGAGAUUCCACUUUACUUUGGAAUAUCGUGGAAUUUUUUUUUUGAUGCAUGAAGUAUACCCUGACUUAUUUCCUCAUCAUUAAUCUAAUUCUUAUAACAGCAAACAGAUAACACAAAGGCAACAGCACCAAAACCAUUCUUAAUUUUUUAAAAGUGGAUCUUUUCCUUUAUGGACAACACCGAUAAACUGAUACUGAGCUCUCUUUAGAUGAGAGCUAUUCCAGUACUCAUGCUCAAUAUGCCCUACCAGGGCAUACUCCAUUUUAAUUGUUCGUUAGAUUCACAAACAGGAAGGCAUUACUUCUUGAUUCUGCUUUUUAGAAGUUGAAAAAACUCCUAAUUUUUAUGGCAUGGGGUCUCUUGCUUACAUUCUUCUUCUGUGAUGUGGUCCUCAGCCUCUCUUGGAAUUGGACUCUGGCCAGGAGCCCGGCAUCAUUGUAAUCCGCUGAUGAAGGAGAUCAUUACCAGGAUUUCAGAUGCAUGCCAGGUUUCCACUGAUUGCCAGAAUUCGAGAUCACUACACAUGGAUCCCCCAAAUCAACAUGGCAGUGGCAGUUCAUUAGCUGUGAUCCAGCAGCCUGCUUUGGAUAGCCGGCAGAGGUUAGACUAUGAGAGAGAGAUUCAGCCUGCUGCUAUUUUGUCCUUAGACCAGAUCAAGGCCAUCAGAGGCAGCAAUGAAUACACAGAAGGGCCGUCAGUGGUGAAAAGACCCGCUCCUCGAACAGCACCACGACAAGAAAAGCAUGAAAGGACUCAUGAAAUCAUACCAAUUAAUGUGAAUAAUAACUAUGAGCAUAGACCUACAAGCCACCUGGGACAUGCAGGACUGUCGAGUAAUGCCAGAGGCCCCAUUUUGAGCAGAUCCACCAGCACUGGAAGUGCCGCCAGUUCUGGGAGCAACAGCAGUGCCUCUUCUGAGCAGGGGCUGUUAGGAAGGUCACCACCAACCAGACCAGUCCCCAGUCACAGGUCUGAAAGGGCAAUCCGGACCCAGCCCAAGCAACUGAUUGUGGAUGACUUGAAGGGUUCUUUGAAAGAGGACCUGACCCAGCACAAGUUCAUUUGUGAACAGUGUGGGAAGUGCAAGUGUGGAGAAUGCACAGCUCCCAGGACCCUGCCAUCCUGUUUGGCCUGUAACCGGCAGUGCCUUUGCUCUGCUGAGAGCAUGGUGGAAUAUGGAACCUGCAUGUGCCUGGUCAAGGGCAUCUUCUACCACUGCUCCAAUGACGAUGAAGGGGAUUCUUACUCGGAUAAUCCUUGCUCCUGUUCACAGUCACACUGCUGCUCUAGGUACCUAUGUAUGGGAGCCAUGUCUCUCUUUUUACCUUGCUUACUCUGUUAUCCUCCUGCCAAGGGAUGCCUGAAGCUGUGCAGGGGGUGUUACGACUGGAUCCAUCGCCCAGGGUGCAGAUGUAAGAACUCCAACACUGUCUAUUGUAAGCUGGAGAGCUGCCCCUCGCGGGGUCAGGGUAAACCAUCAUGAUUUUUGGAGGUGGGUUGGACCUCCUGAACUUCUAGCUUUCAAGCUGUGGCUGUUAACAAAGAUUCUAUUAGAUACUGAUUUUAUUUUCUUUACAAUUUUCCCCUGUUUCCUGCCUUCUCUUCCCUGUUCCCAAGGUUUGACUCAAUGGAUUUUGCUCUUCUCUAAUGGAUGAUCUUCAGUAAUAGCGGACUGUGAAACUGCACCUGGCUCCCACUUAUGACAAGAGCCUCUGCCAUCCGCUCGAGAGGGUAUUGAGUGAGAGCCAGUGGGCUUUUGUGUAACCUUUUUGUUCUGCAAGCAACUUUCCAAAGUUGUACACAUGAGCAUACCCACACACACACACCCAGACCACAGUGAUUUAGAGCUGUGUUUGAUUGGGAGCUCUGGGAGCAGGGAAAUUGGGUUUAAAAGAAGCCACCGUUUAAUUGCUUAAAUAAGCUGUGUAUUAAGUCUGUCUCCAACUAGGGCUAUCUUCAUAGCAUUGGACCCUUAAGUAGCAUGGGGGGAUAUAUUUUUGUUAUAACAUAAAAACUUUCCUUUAACCACUGCCCUCUCCUUUUACCCCUCAAAACUCUCUCUCCUCUGUUUUGGCAUUAUCUUAUUCUAGAGAUGCCAGGUAUUUUUGUUUUUCUAUGUAAUUUUAGGUUUGCUUUACAUUGUAAAUCUUCACAUUGGAGAUAUAUUGGUUGUAUCUUGCUCAUCCCUAUUCUAGCUUUCAUAUUUGUGAAGGAUUCAACUACCUUCCUUCCACACCCCACGCUUUUCACCAAAUUUCUCUUGUCAGUGAGGGCACUUGGCUAACUGAAGUUGAUAUUUAUAGCUGAUCAAUCUAUAGGUGUCACAGAACUAUGCUGCCUCAAGUGAUCUGGGCUCCUUAAUGGUCCUUUUGGUCCCUUGGUUAGUUAACAGCUGAGUAGUUCUAAUCUUUUCUGUGUUUUCAUUGCCUUAACCACAAAUUGUGGUGCUUUUUGUAUGUUUUAUGUAUAAAUCACAAAGUUGAAUUCUGACUAUUUUUAAGACAAAAGUCUGUUAAACUUUUUUAUUGUAAAGAAUAUUUAUUAUGCGAAUCUCUAUUAUUUUAUGAUAUUUAUUGCAAAAGACUGUUGAAAUGUACUCAUGUCUGAAUAUAACAAAAUAUCAAUACGUAACGGAAAAUAAGGUGACACAAAGAAAGUACAUAUGUUAACUAUAAUGCAGAAAAUAUAUUAAUUAAUGAAACUGUCUCUUGAUUUCUUCAUUUAUUAGCCUGUAUUAUAUGGUGAUUUUUGUCAUUUGAUUUGACUCUUUCUUCAUGCACAUGCAUUUUACUUCUUUCCUUUAACAUACCGAAUCUAGACACAGGUGGGCUCAAAUUUUGAACUAGAUAUUUCCUGGAAAAUGUAUUAAUAAAAAUUUUGUAAUUCAAAUUCUGUUUCAGCAAAUGCCCAAGUGAAUCACUUUAGGGAGUGGAAAUCUUUUGUAACUAAUAUUAGCAAUCACUCCCUACUUUGGAUAUUUUGUAAGCAAUAGGUUUUGUGUCUAUCAUAGUUUCUUGGAAUGGGAUGUAUCUGUAAGUUUUUAAAAAUGUUUAUCUUAACUCUCUUGGGUGAAUCAGAAAUUAGUCUUCAUCAGCAAAACUUGAAGAACUUAGUUCUCUAGGCUUGCUAGGAGUCUCUGGCACUGUCACUUUCAUAAAACCUUCUAGAAGUUAGAGUGCACCAAGGGAAGAGUUCACAUCAUUAAAACGUUUACAAACAUUUCUGUCCCUACCUUUCCAUUUCCUUUAAUAAGUUUUUAAUGUGGCCUGAUCAAAUUACAUUUCUCUAUGUCCUUUGGAAUAAGAAAUCUGAGGGCCUGAAACUUUAUACUGUAGAAAGAGUAAAUUAUGUUUUAGUCUGCUGAGACUGCUACAUAGCUGGAAUCCUUGGGUCUGAUAAAUUUUGUUCAUGUGAACGCUCAGACUCGGUUUCACUAACUCCCUCUGCCUAAGCGAUGUGUCAGACCUGAAUAAUUCUCUGCAUUUGAGAAUAAGAUGUUGACAAUUUGCACCCAGGAUUUAGGCUAUCAGAACUCUUAGCCAGCUGUUUUGUUUGGGUCUUUUGCUCUUAGGUGAUUUGGCUACAAGUUUUGGGAGUAUUUGUUCUUUGUGAAUAGAGUUUGAUUUUCUUUUAAUCAGACAAGGCAUAAGUGAUAGAAACUUGUUUUAAUGCUGUCCCAUCGAGCCACUAAACCUAUUAGUUGGUGCUGUGACAUUUGAUAUAAUCAAAUAUUUUCUCUAUGCCCUGAAAGCAGAAGUGUUUUUUAAAAUGAAUAUUUGCGUUCUGGAGACUACUUCGCAAUCUAUAGUAUUUCAAAAUGUGAACUUAUUUCCUCUCUAUGCAAGUUAUGUUUUGACUGGUCCCGUAACAUUGAGUAUUUUGUUGAGAUUUGGCUCCUUAAUGAAGUGUAUAAACAGACUCCCUUAAAAUACUAGUUUUUUUCUGUUAUUCAGACCCUUGGUAUCAUUAGGAGUUGGUAUAAGAGCUGUCUGAAGCUAUAAUAACCAGACUAAGAAGCUGCAGCUUUUAUUGAAAGAAAUUUAUAACUUUUGUGAGAAUGAGGUAUGCUGUGGAGUUUUAACUUCUGGCUAUGUGCAGAAUGUGUUAAAAUGACAAUAUAAAGCUGGUGGCCUGCUGCUCUGGGGCUCUGUAUGUAUUCUGGUGGAAUGGCAGGCCAAUAUUUGGAAAUAACAAUAGGUUAGAGGUUCAGACUUCUAACAGCCUUGUCAGGUGGCAAAGCAUAAACUCUGAUUCAAAACUUCCUCCUUUGUGAUGGUUUAAACCUAGAAGGAAGGAAUAUUAGGGUGUGUCCUCAGAAGUGCUUAUGAGUCCUGGGCUUUUGAAUAAUACUGAUCGUCACUUUAAAGUGCUGAGGCUUUGAAAGCAUUAACAAAACUGAAAUUUCUUACAAUGCCACUGCCAUUUAUUUGCUACUGCUAAGUGAAAAAUGACAUACCAAAUAGAUGGGCUAACCUCCUUUCCUUUUUAUUCCACAAUUUUGUUGCUCUUCCUCUACAGCUACAGCUUGACAGAAUGACUAUUUUUGUUAAAUAGUUCCUUUCCAGCAUAUUAUCUGACUUCCAAUUUUUUCGUUUGAGAGAAGUUUUAGAUAAUGUAAUUGGGAAUAAAAACCAAUACAAGAUUUCUGUAAUUGAGUGGUUUCCUGUCAACAGAGCUUAUAAAAUGUAACCUGGCAGAAAAAUGAAAUGUGAAAAAGUAGAUAUGCUUCUAUUUGUGAAGGCCUAAGGUGAAUCCUUAAAUUAUAGUCUGUUAUAAUUAUGAUAUGGUAUUCAAAAUCCAAACCAUAGAACAUUCCAGUUAUUACUAAGAAAAAUAAAAUUAAAAAACAAAAAAAAUUUAAGGCGAAAGGAACUGAGCUGAAAACUAGUUAUGUUUUUGCCCUAAAAUUGAGACUGGAACCACACUCGGAGGGUUCGUUUCCAGAAGAUUGAUUUAAUUUUUGAAAUUGUCUCCUUUUCCUAAAUCUGCAUUUUUUAAAAAUAGUGUGAUGUAUUUCAUGGCAGUUUUUAUGUAUAGCUCUUUAGCAAAAAAGUACAAUGCCUUUUGGAAACAUUUGAAAUAUUGUUGAAACAAGGAGAAUAAAGGUAUCUAGACAGUUCUCAUCUUAAACUCUAUCCUACCUCCCGCUAUAUAUAUAUAUGAAUAUAUAUAUGAAUAUAUAUAUAUAUAAUUUAAUUGCAAGAGAGAGUUUGGUGUCUUUAAACAUCUUAAAAACAAACUUUAAAUCCUCCUUUUGGUCAGUUGCCAGUUGAAGACUUUUUUUUCCAUUAUUUCGCUGAUUAGAUAGAAUCCAAAUAGCCAUGUACUUAAUUGACAUGUUAUUAACUCUUCUAAUAUUCUCUCAGACUAUUACCAGGCCAUUUUGCUCCAUUUAUUGAAUACCUACUAUGUACAUUAUUCUGUAUGCAGAAUGCUAGAGCCAGAUCUCAGAGUAUAUCUUGCUUAAUGUUUUUCAACCAUAUAUGAAAAAAACAAGGUCACUAGUUAGGUUAAAAAUUCAGAAGUCUGUGUCAUAGCUCAGACCUAUUAUAUCAGAAGGAUCUCCAGGGGAGGAGCUUGGUAUUCUGUAUUUUUAAAAGGCUUCUUGGGCGAUGUUAUCAGGCAAUUUUGGAACUGCUUUUUUAGCUCGAUGUCUUCAUUUUGAGGAUGUAGAAACAAAGACAUAGUUUGAGAAGGUGAAGUGUUCGAGAGAGCUAGAGUAGAGCCAGGACUCUUCCCUCCCACACAGGAUUUUCCGGCAGCGAGCCCAGUAGCUUUAUGCUGCACAUUUGCCUUUCCAUUCCAUUCUCUUCACCAGAAAGUUUUUCCUUUAUAAUUAAUACAUUUGACCAUAAUUUAGGAAAUGGACUGUUUUUCGGCAUACAUUAUUUGCACUUAGCUAUCAGGAAUAAGUUGCAAAUGACUUCAUUGCCAUGAUUAUUUUUCAUAUGCUAAUAUUAAAGUUAACUUCAUUUGAAAACUGAACAUGUGUGCUUCCUCUGGCCAGGUUUCUGUGUUAAUAAUAGAGCAAAUUGAUUGAAUCAAUUUGUAAAAGGUAAUAGUAACUUGGCAUCUAGAUUUAAGAACUUGUGUGAUGGUCCUUCUUAACAUUAUUCUGGUUUCAUUAGGAGUACAGUGAUUAAAAAGCAGAUUUAAAUAUUCUAUUUUGAACUAUUAAACAAGAUUGGUGUUAUCUGUCAGAUAGUUGAAUCAUGUUAGAUGUGGUAAUAAUUGUAAUUGCAAAAACCAUCAGAGAACCUAGAACUGUUCUGAACUAGGUAAUUUGAGAAUUUAUACUAGAAGCUUCCAUCAUUCACCAGUAGUCCGAGAGCAUGUUUUGAUAAAAUAAUCAUAGAAUCAUAAUUUUGGUGCUAGAAAGAAACUUGAGGUCACUCAUCCAUCUUCUUUAAUUUAGAGAUGAGAAAGCCAGGUUCAGAGAGUGAGUUACCGGAAGUCAUGAUCCAUUUGCCAAAAUAAAAUAAACUUUAUAAAAAACAACUCGCUGUAUAUGUACAUGUAGUAAAUGGUUGGAAGGAAGAGAGGUUGGUUGUGGGGGGAGGAUGGUUUGAAAGAAAGUUUUAGGUUAGGAGCAAAUUUGUUAAAGUACAGCGGACUAAUGGUAGUCCCGGGUGGAGAAAUAAGUGCCAGAAGAAGGGAGUCAAACAAAACUAGCUGAAUAAACUUGAUGUAAGAAAACAAGGUUUGUGUUUGAGAACACUGAGUUCAGUUUGGCUAGCAGUGGUUCUCAAUGUUAGCUGUACAUUAAGAUCACCUGAGAGUAAACAACAACAACAAACUAGCCUGUGUGUAGACCCCGCCCAGGCCAGUAAGAUCAGAAACUCUAGGGGUGGGGUUUUGGCUUUGGUUUGUCUUAAAAGCACCCCGGAUGAUUCUAAGGCACAAGCACAGUCAGGAGCCUUUGAGUUGGACUGGAGGUAUGUGUAGGGGAACUGUGGGAGGUUAAAAUGGCAGAUAGUAAGGUACAGAGGAGGCCAAUUUGGGAAAAGAAAGCCGGAAGUAUUAAGGUUUGGAACUAGCUUGGAGGUUAGUAGGAAUGGAGAGAAGGGGGUGAUGUGAGAAAUACUGCAAAUGGCCAAUCUAUAGGACUUUGCAGUUUUCGUAUGUGGGUUUGAGAUGGAAAGAACUAAAAAUGGUACUGAGGUUUUGGACCAACGUGAACAGGCAAAUGGUAGUUCUGUUAAAAGAAAUGGGUGGAAUUAGUUUAGGAGGUAUGUGGGAUGGGAAGAGUUAGGAGUUCUACGGGGAAAAUAUCUUGAAGUGCAAGUGAGUGGCAGGCAGGUCAUUGGGAAAAAAGUGUAGAGUUUAAGAGAGGUAAGUGAAGCCCUGUCGUCCACGUGGAGGUGACAGGGAAUCUGUAGCAUAGAUCCCUAAGGGCAAGAAUGGGAUUACAAGCAGGCUAAGGACAAAACCGUGAACACAUGUACCUGCAUUUAGAGGGCCGAGGGAGGAUACAGAGCAAAUAGAUAAGAGAGGUGGUCAAAGAAGCAUAGGCACCAAGAGAUUGGUCUGGUUUCGAAGCUAGAGGAGACAUUCAAGAUGGAAAUCAGUAAUUAAAUGUCAAAAGCUGUGGAGACUCCCGACUAAAUUUGGUGGGUGGUAUUUAGGUUAAAGUGUGGUAAUAAAAACCAGAUUGCAUGGGAUUAGGAAAUGGGUGGGUGGGGAGUACAUGCAGGUAACAGCUUUAAACUAUGUAUUCUAGAAAUUUUGAGAUGAUAGGAAAGUAACUAGAGGCAGGCAACAGCUGAGGAGGAUUUUUAUGAUAACAGAAACGUGACCACUUUUGUGGGAAGAGAGCAAGGGCAGUUAAGAAAGAGAGAUGGGGCAGAGGAAAAGCUACAGGAACAUGAUUCCAGAGGAGGGAAGAGGGAGAUAGUAGAGAGAGCGCUAAAUGGGGCAUGUAGACCUUGGCAAGAAGGGUUCUUCUCCCAGAAUAAAGAAUAAAAGAGGAGAAGGAAGAAAAAGAUAUAAUGGAAUUUUAAGAAGGAGAAGAGAGAAGUUGUACAAAUGCGCCCUGAUUUUGGUAAGCAGAGGGUGGCAUUCUGUUGAUGGAUCGCUGUUGAUGGUUUAGGAACUGAACCUGGUUCUGGAGCGCAGAAGUCUGGAAUGGCUAGAUAUGGGGAUGCUAACCUGUAGUCGAGAGCUGAUGACGUGAAGAGCAGUGCAGGGAGCUCAGCUCACGUUGAACGGGGAAUUUUUUUUUGUGGACCAUUCAACAAUUUUCAGAUUUUAUCUAGACGUUCCUUGCAGCAGGCCAGAAGGACAGUGAAGGCAGAGAAUAAGCGUUACCUGGGACCAAUAACAAAUGAUGAAUUUCAGAAAGGUCAGACGUUUUAGGGCAGUAGUCUGAGUAUUUGUUGAAAUGACAGGCCGGAAGAAUUGGAUGGAGGUUCCAGUGAGGGUGAAAUGCCGGUUUGCAGAGUGUACAGAAAUAGGAAAGGGAGACAGCUAGAAGACAGGAGAAUUUUCAAGUCCUGAUCUUAGAAGCCGGGCCAUUUUUAAAUGCUGAAGAAAUCUGGGGUUUCUCUGUGUGGAGGGGUAGCUGAGGUAGAGAGGAGAUUUUUGGAGCUAAGGAUGAAGAGAAGGAGAAAAGUAGAGGCCAAUGUGUUUGAAGAGUUGUUAAUUUAGAUAGUAAAGUGCCAGAGGGAGAGGUGGAGAGGAAAAUUUAGAGGCUGGUGUUUAUAUUUGGAAAGGAUGUUUUUAGACACUUUAACUUGUUUUUAAGCUAAUGGAUUAUAAAUUAAGUAAUUAAGAUGUAGUAGAAAUGUAAGAUUUCUUAAUAAGGAAUGAACUAGUGGAGGAGAAUUUAUUUCGAAUGGGAUGUGCUCCAUUUAUAGCACAAAAUGGUCUGUUAACAAAAUCUGUUAUUGAAUAAAGUAUCUUCAUGAAAAUUGAUUGACCAGUCAAUUCAAUCAAAAUAAUACACAGUGCCAGAGACCUUUCUGCUUGUCACAUUCCCUUCUUUAAGCUUUUGUGCACAUGAGGCUCUUCAGAAAGCAAAAGGAUUGGGUCCAAGAUCUUAGUCCUGUCUGUUUCACAGAGUUUGCAUGUUGCCGAUUUGCAGUAGAAGCUAUGAGUAAAUUUGAUUCCUUAACAGAAGUACAUUUUAUUCUUCUGGGCCACCCAGAAUCUGCCUUCUACUCCAAAUGUAGAGAGGUCUAUCUUUAUAAAGAGAGCUUCUGGUGUCGGAGUUAUUUACAGAGUCUGUGGAGUUCUAACUGGUUACUUUGUGGUUUACAAAUCUACUCUUGGAAUUACUUAUAAUUUCCUCUUUGCAUCUGCCUUUGGUCAUCUUUGGCUUUUGCGCUGUAGUACCAGAAACACAAUUCAGUUAGGGAAGAUAACAGAAAAUGAAGAUGAAACCAAAAUUUAUCAGUUUAACUUCUUGCUCUCUGAUACCUAGAACAGUGCUUGUUCCACCAGAGUAGGACCUCAAUAAAUAUUUCUUGUUGAUUGCCUUGCUAGAUUUAUUCUUACAUGAUUCAGAGUAAGGAAAGAUACUGAGGUUAGUGACCAAACUGAACUUUUGUUUUUGCAGGGUUUUUGAUACUGUUUCUAAAGUCAACAAUACUGGAAAUUUUGAGAGAAAAUAAGAAUUGCUUGGCUCUGUCAACCAUUUAAUCAUGUAUUCAAUGACAAUAUCUUAGGUGCUAAGGAUCCCAGUCUUUGACUAGUAAUUCAAAAGUUUUUAGCACUGUGAUUGGUGCUAUUAUAUGAGUUGGUACCUGGGGGCCAUGGAAACACUCUGGUAGGAGGCAACCACAUCUGUCUUUGCAAGUCAGGGAAGGCUCCACAGAGAAGACAUGAAAGAUGAGUAGUAAUUUAUCAGGUAGACAAGGGAGAAAAAAGCAUUUCAGACAAGCACAAAGGCAUAUUAGUGGGAAGGAUCAUGGCAUGAUGGGAAAAUUGCAAGUAAUUUAGUAUGUUUGGAAUGUAAGGGGCCUGUGGGAAGGAUAGGAGCCAGUGAUGGAAAGUGUGAAUGUCAUGUAAAAAAGUUGGAGCUCUAUCCUGUGGGUGAUAGAGAGUCGAAAACAGAGCAGAUUAUAAACAGGAGAGUGACGUGACCAGAGCUUCAGAAACACUCUUCAGGCAGCACUGGAGGGUAGACGAGAGGAAGAAGUAGACCAGCUAGAUAGUUAAUACGGUGGCCAAAGUGGUUAGUGUACCUUGGGCAAUGGAGACUGAGAGAAAGGGAUGGGUGUGAGAUGGUUGGUUGGCAAGAUGAGGGGGGAGGAAUCUAGGUGACCCAGUGCUGGAUCAGCUCAUCUUUGGUGAUACAAGGCAAAGAGAACAUUUGUAUAAAUCAAGUGUAUAAGGAGACCAAAAUUUUCCACACUGAACAUUCUACUAAUUCUGCAGAUUUAGACUUUUUUUUCCCCCUAGACCACAUAUCUCCCAGAACAGUUAAUGAGUAAUGAAGUGGACCGAAGGCAGGAAGCAAGAAGGCAGAGGAGAGAAUCAAAGCCUUUGAAAAUCAAACAGAAACUAAAUUAUUAAUUCUUUAUUCCACCCCAGUUCCCCAGACAGAGUUCAUUGUAUAUCACUCAGAAAAGUGAAUUAUGUAUCUGACUGAUACAUACCAAAUUCCAGCACUAGGAAAUUCAGCAAGCCAACCAUUUCUCCUGAUUGGCUGAAAACAAUCUCCCUACUCUUCCUAUGUACCCUGUUCCCCACCCCCACCCCCUGCCCCAGGCAUGACAUUUCAAAUCAGUGGAGUAUCUAAAACAUGUUUGCGACUUCAGUAUCAUGGUUUUCCUUAUUCUCUGUAUUUUUCUCUGUCUGUCUGUCAAAGUGAGAAAUGGUAGUGAUGAUGGAGAAAGGAAAGAGCGUGGUUGGGGAAUGUGUAUAUUAGGUGACUGAGAACGAGGGUUAUAGAAUAGUUUGAAGCCACUCAAAAUCAAACUGAGAAGGACCUUAGACAAUGCUUGGUUCCUUUCCUUCAUUUUAAAGUAAAGAAAGUUGAACCCCAGAGAGAUGAAAUGAUUUGCUGAAGGAUAAACAGCUAAUAGGAAAGAGAACCAGCUGAAGGAGAAAAAGAUAAGAAAACUCCUUGUAAAAGGCCUGGACUAUUCCAUUAUGGAGACCUUGUCUAUACGUGAAGACUGAGAGGAGUUUAAUUUACAUUUCCUAGUUAGAGUCCAUCAUAAUAAUAGGUGGACGCAGUAAAAUCCAGAUUCUUGCAGAAGCCAUACAAAAUGAAGGACAAAAGGAUUUGGGGAUUGGAAUUGGUCGUUUUUUUCUUGUGGUUUGAAAUGCUUGUAAAUGAUAGUAUUGGAGUUACAAUUUUUCUCCAUUUUAUAGGUGGUAUGUGGCACAUGUAGAGACUUGGAAAUACUUUUUUGAGAAGUGAUUGUUAUAAAGCAGAAUUACUUGAAUUUAAGGGAAGCUGGCAUUGCUUGAUUUCAAAAGUUUAGUAAAAGAAAAUGUCAUGUGAAAGUCCACAUUUCUCCGAGUCCUAUGUAGAUAAUGGGACUUUUUUUUUCUCCUCAGCCCUGAAAUAGGUACUAUGUAGUCCCUUAAUUUCUCAGGUAAAAAUUUUAAUUGGGGGGGCGGGGGAGUUUCUUAAUCCUUAGGGGAAAUAUGCUUUGUAUGGAUUGUAAAAUCUUGCAAAUUUUGGAAAGAAGAAAAGCAGGCAGUACUCUUGAAAAAAAAAUGGUCUGCUUGAACUUGCCUUUCUUGAAAAAAACAAAACCCAACAUUCUUUCAUAAAGCAUUUUUUUCAAAAGUAUUUGCCCUUGAGCAUUUUUUCCUACUUACCCAUGCUUAUCUUUCAAAACAAACAUUUAUUCCUUUCUACUAUAGAGUGUGAGGAAGUCCCUUUGAGGUUAUGCCCUACAAACGUAUCUAGGCAGUAACUGUCACCUCCUUCCUAUGGCACAACAAAUGACUAACCCAGCCGCAGCCUGCACGGAGCAGAGGGCGGUGAUUUCACGAUGGGGGCCAUUCAAAUGUUACCUAUGGGACAGUUUCUCAAGGGGAAAAAACACAGGACUGUAUUUUUGUGUGCAAAUAAAAUUUUGGGUCCUUUUGACCCAAUGGAAAAUGUGUGUCUGCUGGUGGCUGCCUAGCUGGAAUAUGAUGAUUUACACUUGGAAACAUUUGUGUCAUUUAUCAUAUGAUGUUACUGGCCUACAGCAUGACUGCAUAACAAAUAACUAUAUUAAAAAUUAAUCUUUUCCAGUUGAUCAGACCGUAUGUCUUUUUGAAGCCUCAAGUUUUCUCUCUCCCUCUUGCCCUGUCUUCUUUUCCUGCAGUCACUCUUUACAUGAACUAUGGGAUUAAGUUAAAACUCAGCACUAGGUAUGCAUGGCUGUGCUUUCAGACUCCCAGCCUGCCCUUUCACCCUUCUCUCCUGCUUUUCUGCUACAUAAAUCUUCUAUCCAGUGGGAUUGGUUCACUCUCUGUUCCCUGAAAUAUACCUUCAAAUCCUGACCUCGGGGACUGCCUUUCCUUUUUAAUCCUAUUCUUUUAUGGCUAGGUUUAAAUCCACCUUCUCUGAUUGGAUCAGGCCAAAAUAAUCUUUCCUAGAAAUUCCUCAGUAAGAGCAUUGUGUAAACUGCUCAUUAAUUUUAAUGUUUACCCUUUAAUGUUGUAGAGGAGGCAAAACUUUACCCUCUUCAGGUCUCCAGCUGGGCCUGAGAAUUAAAUGGGCAUAAAACAGAUUAACAGGAGAAGAGCAUGCAGAUUUUUACAGGUGCCUGGGAGCCCCUCUAGGAAAGUGAACACCCAAAGAAGUGGCUAGGCCUGUGUUUAUAUACUAGGUUGAACAAAGAGAGACAACUGUGGAAAAGAAGGUAAAAUAUAUGGAGAGACUAAAGGAAGUUAGGAGUUACUUUAACAAGGUUGGUUUGUACAGAUUUCUCUUGGCCUCCACUAGCCAUCUCUGGUAUUAAGAAUUUUCCUUUCCUUCUGGUACUAGGAGAGCAUCUUUCACAUAAGAGUUUUAUCUCCUGCUUUCAGGAAGAAGAAGAGAGAUCAGAGUGCCCUUCUUUCACCUGCUGUUUUUUUACGCCUUUACCCCAAAAUAAUCUUUAUGCUGAAGUGGAAUAUUUUGGGGUGACAUUUAAUGCCACUCUUCAAAGUUUAUGUCUUGUCUCUCCUUUUAUAUUGUACUUCUUUGAGAUUGAGAUUAUGUUGUAGACUUACCUGUACCCAAAGGUGCUUUGCCCAUAGUAGGCACCGAUAAAUAUUUAUUGAUUUUUUUCCUGCAUUUUACAGUUGAGUCGUAAAAACCCAUAUUUGGCUCUUGUUUUUUCCUCACCAGGAUGGCAUUUACUAUAUUAAUAAAAUACAUAUUCUGGUAUGAUCUGUAACCUGCUUUAAAUCAUUUUAGUCUUGUCUAUACUAGUCAAUAGAGUUCCAAAAAAAUUAUGUAAUUAUUUGCUGUAGACAAUUCUGGUAAUGUCAUUGAUCAUGUUAAAGUUUCCAGAAGAGAAUAGUUUUAAGAAUCGGGGCAGUGAAAUUUUGGCACAAGAAGAGACAAGCAUUAUAGGUCAUUUAAUGGUCUUACCUUUCAUUCACCAUAGUAAUGGAUCCUCUCUAUAACAUCCCAAAUAGGCCUGACAUGGAAGUGCCUGGAAUUAUCUACCACUUCAUUUUACUAAUCAGUUCUUAGUUAUUCAUAAUGCAAACCCCUUGGUCUUUUCCAUUAAGAGUCAAAAGUAUCCUUAAGAGCAACUAAUAUUGAGUUGACUUGAGAAUCUUGGCGAAUGCCACAGCCCUUCUCAGCUUCUUAGGUGCUAAUGCUCUUUCUCCUGGAUACCAAACUAUUGUUUACUCUUCUUGCUGAACUUGGCAUAGGUGUGAAACUCUUCAAAAUGUCCUUUUUUUCAAAUGUACAAUGGCCAUAAAUGCUUUUGAAUGCUCUUUGGAUAGAUCUAUGAUAAUAUUAUGUAAUAUAAGUUGUCAUUCAAAUCAAAGCAUUAUUGUUAGUAAAUACAGUAAUAUCUCAACUUGUAUAUUGCCCAAAACAUGAUUGUAAGUAUCUACGUUUAUACAAUUUUGGUAUUUCAACAAACUUGUGAGUUCAGGAGAGGCCAAAUUUUUAGUCUAAUUUUAUAGAUAAGGAAGUUUGACCCAGUGAGAAAAUACGAUUUUCCCAUUUAUUAAUAAAGUUGAGACUAGAAUCUAA